GCGAGGUCUGACCUACAUGAAGCUCCAACUCCCAGUUUUGUGAAUAGCUGUCUUGUCCCAGCAAUGGAUUCUGAGACCGAUUAUUAAGGAAUUACACCUCUUCCAAACUAUGUCGCCGCAACAAGAUAACAUUGGUCAGAGUCGUUCCUCUUCGCUGUCGGGGGAAACUCAAAUACCGCGCCGCGGAGGGACCGAGAAGAAGAAAAUGAAGAGUCUGGCCCAGAGACGACAAUCGGCCCCCUCUUUGGUGAUUAGCAAAGCACUUAACAAAACCAGAACACUCUCCAGAGAAAGCUGCCAGUCUCCUGUAAGUCCGGAGCUCUGUCCUCUUGUUCAGUCCAUUACAGGACCGCACAGAACAUUCCUUAUGGAAGGACAUGUUCAGCUCAAGACUGGUCUCCAAACCCAAGACCGCCAUCUCUUCCUGUUCAAUGAUGUAUUAGUCAUAGCGAAAUCAAAAUCAGCAUCUUAUUUCAAGCUGAAAAAACACGUGAAAGUCAGUGAGGUUUGGACGGCAUCCUACAUGGAUGGAGUGUGUGAAGGAAGUACGAAGGUAGAACAAUCCUUUGUAAUGGGCUGGCCCACCACAAAUUGUGUGGCCACUUUCAGCUCGACUGAACAGAUGGAGAAAUGGCUUUCGUGUCUCCAAAGCUGCAUUAAAGAAGAGAAAGAGAAAGAACAUCCAAAAACUAUUCCUUUGAAGAUUAUUACCCGGAAUGUGGCAAGCUGCGUAUAUUCAAAGGUCUUAACAGUGAAGAACACAGACACAGCAAAUGAUGUCGUUGCCAUGACACUUCAACAAUUUGGCAUCACGGGCAAUCCUAAAGAUUAUCAACUUUGGGUCAUCUCUGGCAAAGAAGAUACUCCCUAUCCUCUUAUUGGUCAUGAAUAUCCUUUCAGCAUUAAAAUGAGUCGCAUUCAAGGUGCAAGUGGACGGACACAAGGGAUCAAGGACUCGAUCUAUCGAGAUUUCCAGGCGCCGUUCGUUGUGGAGCAGCUGCCAGUGGAGAUGCAGUGCCAAUUCAUCUUGAAGCCAAGUCACCUAGCAUCGUUUCAGCAGAUGGCUGAUCCAAAUCAAAAGCAAUGCAAAAGGAAAAGAUCAAUAAUGAACUGGGCUUUCUGGCGUGGUUCUGCGACUCAUUUAGACAGCUUGCCUCUGUCCCCUACUUCCAUAACACCAGGAAGACUCUUUGGCCUUCCACUGUCAACCAUCUGUGAGAAUGACAAUUUCCCACAGCCUAUCAUGGACAUGUUCUCCUUUCUGUUUUAUGAAGGACCAUUCACCAGCGGUAUUUUCAGACGUUCAGCAAAUGCCAAGUCCUGCAAGGAGCUGAAGGAGAAGCUAAAUUCUGGAGCUGAAGUACACUUAGCCAGCGAAUCUGUGUUUGUGACUGCUGCUGUGUUCAAAGAUUUUCUUCGGAAUAUUCCCGGCAGCAUCUUUUCUUCAGACCUGUAUGACGAUUGGAUGGCAGCAAUGGAAAGGAGCAGUCAUGAAGACAAGAUAAAGGAAAUUCAAAGAUUGCUGGUCCAGCUCCCAAAACUGAAUGUCUUCCUCCUGCACUAUGUGUUUGGAGUCCUUCACAAAAUCGAGCAGCAGGCUGAGAAAAACCAAAUGAACGCCUUUAACUUGGCCGUCUGCAUCGCGCCCAGCAUCCUGUGGCCCUCCACACACAGCAGCCCCGAAACAGAGUGCAACUCAACAAAGAAGGUUGCCUUGUUUGUGCAGUUUUUAAUUGAAAACUGCUCCAGGAUUUUUGGAGAUGACUUCACUUCUCUCUUUGAAGCAUUAUCAUCAAAAAGGUUUGGGAGUAGAGAUGAUGGUUCAGAUCUCCAUUCAUUUCAAAUGCAUGACUCCUCUUACAACAGUCUGGAAAAUGAGCUCAAUGAUGAAACCGACUCCACUCUAAUGACAAAACGAAGGCAAGAAAAUAGAAGCAGGGAUUCGGUUCUGUCCUGGAGUGACUGUGAUCUUGACCACCCCGAGGAUGAGACAGUUUGUGUAAAGGUUCCGCCGGCAAUUAAGUCAUUGCAAAUUCCUUCUGCUUGCCUGAGGGGAAGUAUGGUUUGCCAGUUCACAAAAGAUGCCCUCCUGGAAUCCAAUGGUUCGUGUUACUCGACUUGCGAGAGGUUGACAGUCCCCAGAAGACACAGGAGGAGCUCUGAACCCAAUAUAGUUCCUCCGACCUCACAGUUCGCCCAGCCACGCCAGAUUCACACCACUGUAAUCCGCAAGACUAGCUGUGAUGCCGUCCUGAGACAGACAGCCGAGGACUGCAUUGAUCAGCUACAAAUGCUGCAGAUCGGGGCGCAGAAAUUCACAAAACAAAGUGUAAGACUGAGUGCUGAUUUGGGUGAGUCCAGAAAUGGUGGCCGUAAAUCAGAUCGAAAGGGAUCAUCGAGUGGUGGCCAACAUCAGCCACCUCCUCCCCUUAAAAUUAAUGUCUCUUCCGUAACCAGCAGUUCCCAGUCCAGUCCCUCUUCUCCAGGCACUCCACUCUCAGCAUCCCCAAUGAGUUCAUGUGACAGUGUUUUUUCACACAAUGCAGAAUAUUUUGUGUUCAGUUCAAGGGAGACCCCCUCUGCAUUUUGUAAUACCACUCGGCCGCAGAAAGGCCAACUAGCGAGGCCAACUAGCCCCAGAGGCCAACUAGCUUCUGGAUACCUGCUCACUGGAUAUUGUCCAGCUUCCCGCUCGGCUGCACAAGACCAACACGAGAGGUCAGCCAGUGCGACAGAGGAUAGCUCUACCUGCAUCACUGGGAAGAGCCCAGUCAAUAAAUGGAGAAAAGAAAGUGGAACUUGCACGCUGAGGAAAAGGGGGAAGCUUGACGGCAAAAGUGAUUCAUCCUGUGAAGGAAAUGGAGAGUUACCUGAAUCGGAAGGUAUGGUUCAAAAUAUGGAUAAAAGCCAAUCUGUAGGUUCUCCGUCUGAUCAGGAGGGAGUUAGGUCACCGCUGCCUAAUCUGGCUGCAAAAGAGAAAGGAUUGGUGGUCGGGCCUAUGCGACCUUUAUUUCACCCUGAUUCACAACAAUUCACAAGCAGCUCCAUUACUUGCGGUUUUCCUUUGACAAGCACCGCCAACAAGGCUUUUCCGGGACAGAGUGAGCUUUAUCAGAUUCCUCAGACUGUUUUUUAUGGGCAGAAUUCGUCGUUAUGUUCUCAGUCAAAACCAUGUCAGCAGUCAUCGCCUUCCAAGACGGGUGUAAGUUUUGGGCCAAGCACGUCCGAUGGACACUCUACUGAACGGCUUCCUUGUGCCCAUUGUGAGUAUCGCAACCCCGGCGAGAGUUCCAGCAAUGCCGGGGUGUCCGAGAAAGAGGGUGGGACGUCCCAGGGAAAGAAACUGUUCCCAUCCGAGCGCAGACCCCACACAGCCGUGUGGGAACUCAGCAGCGGGCACUCUGAGACUCUCUCCAGCAGCGCAGUGCAAGUAGUUGAGGAUUACUUUUUCCAAAAUGACUCCGAGAACUGUUUGAUAACAACACAAGAAGUGACUAGAGCUGUGAUUCAGAACAAAAAAGAGUGGCAAAAACAGUGGUGCGCCAAUCCAAAAUUGGAAGACUUUGACCAGGUGUUUUUCUCAGAAGAGUCUUAUGUGUAAUACUCUGUUGGAAAUAUUGUCAUUAUUUAUUUCCAAAACGUACUUAGAAAUGCGUUAACCUUGAGACAAUUCGCGCUAGCUUCUACUCUUUUUAGAAUAUCGAUUUAACAGUCCAAAUAGUUGUCGACACAUUUUUGACAAAUGUCAAAGUUUGUAUUUUACAAUUGUGCUGAAUAAUACAUAUAAAUGUCCACUGAAGAGCUAAAAUGUAUCCACUUCUGAUUUAACAGAAAUAAUUUCUAUAAAUCAACUAUGAUGCUCUAAAUCUCCAAACUGCUAAACACAGGUAUCAAGGAGCUGCCCCAGCUAUUGUGCCUGGCCGACAUUAUCUGACGACAUUAAGGGUUAACUUAAUCAACUGCCCUGUAUUUUAAGGUAACCAUUUAGUUAAACAUAUUCUUGAUUGUCCCAUCUGAUUUUGCCAUGGGACAUCAUUAUUUUCUUGUGGCUGAUAACAAGGCUGUGUUAGCAAUUCCCUGAGUAGCCCCAGCACUAUAAUACUCUUGUAAGCAUCCAAUUUAUUGCGAAUCAAGAAGCCUUAAACCAGAUAAAGAUGAGGGGAGGCCUGGAGGCAGGAAGACUUGAGUUGCUUAAUAUUUUAGUUAUCAACAUUGCAGCCUUAUCAACAUGACCUGCUUUGUUGACUGCAAGUUAUACCCUUAGUACUUCACAGCAGUAGAAUGAGAUUGACGGGGAAAAAUAGAUCAGCCAUGAGCCGUGGGCAGCACAGUGGUGCAGUGGUACAGCUCACAA
Amblyraja radiata (thorny skate) is the source of this 4354-nucleotide messenger RNA. It is a transcript of the gene arhgap20, whose product is annotated as Rho GTPase activating protein 20. Gene Ontology annotation, biological process: regulation of Rho protein signal transduction; signal transduction. NCBI's taxonomy places the organism in Eukaryota, Metazoa, Chordata, Chondrichthyes, Rajiformes, Rajidae. The record is from RefSeq and is a predicted model, not a curated record. Bases 110 to 3601 code for a protein of 1163 amino acids. The transcript has 15 exons. Gene Ontology annotation, molecular function: GTPase activator activity.